Lodderomyces margitis is the source of this 1734-nucleotide messenger RNA. RefSeq lists its product as uncharacterized. Gene Ontology annotation, biological process: mitochondrial proton-transporting ATP synthase complex assembly; mitochondrial gene expression; mRNA stabilization. The record is from RefSeq and is a predicted model, not a curated record. Bases 1 to 1734 code for a protein of 577 amino acids. NCBI's taxonomy places the organism in Eukaryota, Fungi, Ascomycota, Pichiomycetes, Serinales, Debaryomycetaceae. Gene Ontology annotation, cellular component: mitochondrion. The transcript has a single exon.
AUGACUUUGAGAUUGCCAUUAUCGACGCGAUGCCUUAAGGAUAGACUUUCGUUAAGGCCGGUUGCGUCUGUUUGCCAGGCGAGCCGCUUCUCUACCACAUUCAAGGUUCAACAAGCAGACCCAGAACAAGAGAACUCUAUGCCAUGGUACUUGAGGAAAGAAAAUUCAUCAAAAGCGGAGGAUAUCACUCACGAACAGCUUCCUGAAUUACCCAACACAAUACCUAAUAGCAUCAAAGAUCUUCUUAAAUUGCUAACUGAGAAAUACGGGCUCACGAGUUUAAACGUGUACGACUUAGCUUCACUCCCGCAAGAUCACCCGAAGCAUGCAGAUCAGCAUUCUUCCGAAAGAUUUAUCAUCAUUGCCUCCGGAAAGUCUGAAAAACAUAUAUAUAAAGCAUCGUAUGAGAUAAAACAGCACAUAAAGCACAAUUUCGGUUAUUUGCCCCUCAUUGAAGGUAUGACGUCUAAUUCCAUAAGCUCCAGAACUCGCAAAAGAUUAGCGAAAAGAGCUAGACAGGGUCCCCCAGCAACUCACAAUACUUUUGGUAUUGGUGCUAAUUCGUGGGUGAGAUGCGACUUAGGAGUUGACGGUGCAGUGGUACAUAUCUUGAGUGACGACCGCAGAUCGGAGUUGGAUUUGGAACUGCUUUAUCAAGAGAAUGUUACAGGAGAAGCAGUCGCUCCUCAAUUACCUAGAAGGGAUUACGAGGAUACAGGGAGUGUAUUUUAUGGUUUGCGAAGGAAUUUUCAUACCUUCUCGAAACUUCAAAACGCAGUAGAGUUACAUCGGGUUGCUAAAGCUUGUAUGGAAAAUAUUGCAAACAGUAAAACAGAAUCUUACAAGACUGAAUUUAACGGUACGUUUACUGGUUCUACGGUACAAGAAUGGGCAGAGAGGUUUGCAUUCUACAAGAAUCUCUAUUUAGCUAAUCCAAUGGCCGCGACAUUCGCCGAUGUCGAACAAACUCUACUAGAUAAGCAUUCCUCAGCAAAAUUACUUGGAGAAGACAUCAACUGGAAUCAAGAAAUAGUGAACGAUGUGAUCAAAUACAUGGAGCUUUUGUUGGAUAUGAGGGAGCCUCUUCCAGUGACUGAAAAACUUGCCAGGCUUUCCAGCUUCAUUUCAAGUCUUACCACGUUUUCGAGAGACGAGAUCCACUUUUUUGCUGUUGACAAAUUCCAGGCUUUAUUAUGGUCCUUGACUUGUGAUGGGUAUAUUUCAAUUGAUGCUGCGCGUUUGCAUACUAUAAUUCAAACUGGUGACGGGUUGGAACCUGAAAGUCGUCAAGCUGUUCAAGACUUACGGGCCGCACAAAAUGUGAGGGAACUAUUGAGGACGAUAAACUUUGAUAAACGAGGGGCGGUGCCGCUUUGGCUCAGAGAGCAAAUGUUGUACACCUACGCAAAUGCAAGGAAUUGGGACUAUUUUUGGAAAGAAUGGGAUACAAUACAGCAGUCUUUAAAUACACCUGCUGAGUUUUUGGACAUGCAAGCAAAAACUAUAGUGCUUCUAGCAAUGAUCAACGAUAGAAUUGCAUUGCGAGACUUUUUUGGCAAGUUCUGGGACAGUUCAAACAGCCAGUCAUUCAUGAAUCAAUGGAAGAGCAAUGGAUCUCAUUUUAACACUGAACAGGAGAAGCUUGCGUUGAAAAGGGCGUUAACUUUAAUCCAUCAGAAUCAUGGCUCCACUCCAUGGCUUGAAAAUGCUCGGGUAUUCGCUACCACUUUGUAA